This is a messenger RNA of Nicotiana attenuata, 2267 nucleotides long. Its product is annotated as L-type lectin-domain containing receptor kinase S.4-like. NCBI's taxonomy places the organism in Eukaryota, Viridiplantae, Streptophyta, Magnoliopsida, Solanales, Solanaceae. Gene Ontology annotation, biological process: protein phosphorylation. The transcript has a single exon. The record is from RefSeq and is a predicted model, not a curated record. Gene Ontology annotation, molecular function: protein kinase activity; ATP binding; carbohydrate binding. Gene Ontology annotation, cellular component: plasma membrane. Bases 161 to 2206 code for a protein of 681 amino acids.
UAAAUGUCACUUUUCUUGUUUGGUUGUAUUUCUGUAACUUUCAUCUCAAACACCAAACUGCCCUUUUCAUUAAAAAGCAACAUUCUUACAACAAAUUCCUCAAAUCUCCUAUAGCUUUCAAUCCAAAUCUUAUGACAAAAUCUUGAAACUAAACCUGAAAAUGUUGCAAAUCCCUAUAGAAAUGGUCAGUUUAUGUCUUCUACUACUCUGCUUUCUCAUUUCCCCCUCUAUACAGCUUGAUGGCUUUACCUACACAAGAUUCAAUCAACCAAACAACAACAUAACCUUAAGUGGAGUUGCAGAAGUAAGCCAAAAUGGAUUUAUUCAAUUAACCAAUGAAACAAGUAGACUUAUGGGUCAUGCUUUCUAUUCUUCACCAUUUCAGUUCAAGAACUCAACUACAGGCACUGCUUUUUCUUUUUCAACAUGUUUUGCUCUUUCUAUAGUGCCUGAAUAUCCAAAACUUGGUGGUCAUGGACUUGCUUUUACCAUUUCUCAAUCCAAUGAUUUAAGCACAGCUCUACCAAGUCAGUAUUUAGGUUUACUCAAUGCAACUGAUGUUGGUAAUUUCUCUAAUCAUAUAUUUGCUGUUGAAUUUGAUACAGUACAAGAUUUUGAGUUUGGAGAUAUUAAUGAUAACCAUGUUGGUGUCAACAUUAAUAGUUUAAGGUCUAAUAUGUCUGCUGCUGCUGCUUAUUUUGAUGAUGAUUUGGUAAAACAAGAUCUGAAUCUUAAAUGUGGGAAGGUAAUAUUAGCAUGGGUAGAAUAUGAUUCAGUUAAAAACUUGGUUAAUGUUACUCUUUCAAGAUCUUCUUUGAAGCCCAAGUUGCCACUUUUAUCUUAUCAUAUAGAUCUCUCUCCAUUUCUCAAAGAAAAUAUGUAUGUUGGUUUUUCUGCUUCAACUGGUUUGCUUGCUAGUUCUCAUUAUAUUUUUGGUUGGAGUUUUAAGUUGAAUGGUGAAGCCAAAUUUCUAGACUUGGAUUCACUGCCAUUAUUGCCUGGUCCCAAGAAGAAGCACACUGGCCUAAUUUUAGCUAUCUCAAUUAUAGCUGUUAUUUUUACUUUGAUUUCUAUCUUAGUUGGUAUUUAUUUGAUCAAGAAAUUCAAGAAUGCUGAUGUUAUAGAGUCUUGGGAGCUUGAGGUUGGUCCUCAUAGAUAUUCUUAUCAAGAACUCAAGCAAGCUACUAGAGGUUUUAAGGAUAGUGAGCUUCUUGGUUUUGGUGGAUUUGGUAAAGUUUACAAGGGUGUUUUACAAAAUUCGAAGAUGGAAAUCGCUGUGAAGCGUAUUUCGCAUGAAUCUAAACAGGGUUUGCGCGAAUUUGUGUCUGAAAUUUCUAGCAUUGGAAGACUUCGUCAUAGGAAUUUGGUGCAAUUAGUAGGAUGGUGCAGACGGCGUGGUGAUUUGUUACUUGUCUAUGAUUUUAUGCCUAAUGGGAGUUUAGACAACUUCUUGUUUGAUAAACCUAGAAUGGUAUUGUCUUGGGAGCAGAGGUUCAAGAUCAUCAAAGGGGUCGCUUCGGGUUUGCUAUACUUACAUGAAGGUUAUGAACAAGUUGUGGUGCAUCGAGACGUUAAGGCUAGUAAUGUGUUACUAGAUGGGGAGUUAAAUGCCAAGCUUGGAGAUUUUGGACUAGCAAGAUUAUACGAGCACGGAUCAAAUCCCUGCACGACUAGGGUAGUAGGCACAUUGGGGUACCUUGCACCAGAAUUGCCAAGAACAGGACGGGCUACAGAAAAAUCUGAUAUCUUUGCCUUUGGUGCAUUGUUGCUUGAGGUGGUGUGUGGGCGCAGGCCGAUUGAAUCAAAGGCAGGGCCUGAGGAGUUAGUCUUAGUGGAUAUGGUAUGGAACAAAAUGAGAGAAGGGAAAACUCUUGAUGUUAUCGACAAGAGAUUGAAAGGCGAGUUCAAUGAACCUGAAGUUGUGAUGGUACUGAAAUUGGGACUAAUGUGUUCAAACAAUGAAGCGUUGGCGCGGCCUAGCAUGAGACAAGUGAUGAGUUACUUGGAAGGUGAAAUUGAAAUGCCAGAUGCUCCAAUGGCUCCUGGUGUUUAUAAUGGAGGAUUUGGAUUCGACGAAAAUGAACUGCAUUCUUUAGCAUCUUCAAGGGGACACACAUAUUUGGCUAAUGGAGAUGUAGAUGGUACAUUUGUUUCUAUUUCUACUGCACCAAUGUCAUGUUUAUUUACUGAUGAAGUACCUAGGUAGUGAUUGUGAAGUUGUGUGCAGAAUUUUCUCUUUGUUUUUUCCAGGAAUAUCUCCUGAUGAA